Messenger RNA from Anolis sagrei ordinatus, 3319 nucleotides. RefSeq names its product Rho guanine nucleotide exchange factor 33 (gene ARHGEF33). NCBI's taxonomy places the organism in Eukaryota, Metazoa, Chordata, Lepidosauria, Squamata, Anolidae. Gene Ontology annotation, molecular function: guanyl-nucleotide exchange factor activity. The record is from RefSeq and is a predicted model, not a curated record.
UAGCUGGGUUAACCAGCAGGGAGGGACAGAAGGAUGUGACCUCAGGAUUGCAUAAUUGGGAAGCUUAAGAUUAGAUAUGCUUGGAUUUGAAAUUAACAUUAUAGCAUGUGAUAGACCUACUUCAGAGAACACCAGACUCCCAUAGCUGCCUUCCUGCCUUCAUUUGAGAGGACUGUUCGUUCUUAACUCACCAAGGUAUGGAAGCUGCAAGAGACAUCGCACAGCUAGGGUCAUGAAUUAGCACUGCGCUGGCAAGAUAAUUCUGUAAGAGUGGGAUUUGUAUUUGAAGGCAUCGGCAAAUAUGCACCACAACUAUAUACGUAUAUACUCUGAAGUAAAUCCAACUGAGUUAAAACAGAUUUACUCACAGCCCAGGAGUUGGGCCAUCUGAUUCCUCCCUUGAACUCACAUGUUUAGAUUCUUCAGAACCAUGAGAUGGGUUUUUACCCCCCUGAACAAUAAAGGACAGAUGGUUAACUGGACUUGACAACAUCCAAGCAUGGAUUCAAACAGAAAAGAAGGAGAAACUGAAAGUGUGCCAGUGAUUAAUCCUGCAACACAGAUUGCCCAGUUGCAGGCUCUGGCUUCUGAACUCAAAACUGGUUUCACUGAAGCCAUGCAGGAGCUCACAAGGAUUCAACAUGGGGAGUACGCUCUGGAGGAGAAGGUCCAAAGCUGCCGGUGUGCGAUGGAAGAGAAAGUGGCAGAGAUGAAGAAUUCUCUGAAUGAUUUCAAGGAGGAGCUUAAUGAAGCCAAGUCCAUGAUCGAAGAAAUCAGUGCUAAGCAAGAUGAAAUGCAACAGAAAAUUGAACAGCUCCAACAAGAGAAACGCAAGGAAUCUCGAAAGCUCAAAGCAAAAAGAAUACAGAAGGAGGAGCAUGGGUCGCAAACAGUCCCCACACCCUUGCAAGGAAGUCCCUUUCGGUCGCUGAACCUUCCAGAGACGGUUUUAAUUAAUGAAGAUUUUGUAAACCUUUUGCACAAUGCAACAUAUGAGAAAGUUUCUGACUGCAGACCCAGGGGACUCGGAGAAAGCAACAUGAAAGGACCUACCAGUACGAAUCUGGACACAGAAGAGAGCCUUAGAGCGUCCUCUUCAUCUGAUGCUCAGUCAUCAUCCAAAAUGUGGAAACAAACCAAGGAUGGUAAAGAUUGGGGUGAUGACUAUAUUUCAAGGGACCAGAAGGAAUUAGGUCCAACCAGAUAUAGCUCCAUGGAAAACCUACUGCAAGACCCGUCUAUUGCAGCUAAAAGGCAAAAUAUUGCUUUGGACUUGCUGGAGUCUGAAAGGAAGUAUGUGGUGAGCCUUUCCCUGGUUCUCAAAAUCAAGACUUCAUGGCAGGGACCAGAAAUGAAGAGGAAUGCCAAGGAAAGGAGUUUUGUCCCGAACUCUUUGCGAUACUUGGUCCAGCAGCAUGUCGACUUACUCCAUGCUCUUCAAGAGAGAGUCCUGAGUUGGCCCCGACAAGGCAUCCUGGGAGACAUAUUUCUCAAGCUGACCAAUGAUGAAAAUAAUUUUUUGGACUAUUACGUUGCUUACCUGAGAGAUCUGCCGGAGUGCAUUUCACUGGUUCAUGUGGUGAUUCUCAAAGAGAUUGAGGAUGAAAUUAAGUCUGAUCUCUACAUAGUCUUCUUUCAUAUUGUUCAGCGUAUUCCUGAAUACCUUCUUCAUUUGCAGAAUAUCUUGAAGUUCACCGAGCAGGAACACCCCGAUUACUACCUUCUCCUUGUUUGCGUUCAGCGCCUGAGAGUGUUCAUCUCACACUACAGCCUCCUUUUCCAAUGCAAUGAAGACCUGCUGAUACAGAAACGAAAAAAGCUGAGGAAAUCUUCCUUCAUUAAGUUGUAUAAAGGAUUAGCUUCUCAGUGUGCCAACACUGGCCAAGAUGUGUCUCCGACCCCAAGCGCAACAUCCAUCCGUGAUAGUGGGAUCCACUCUGAAGAGGCCAUGCAACUCUUCCCAUCUUCUUCUGGAACCACAGCUAUGCACUUGAUGUCCCACAUGAAGAAGAGUCAACAGCAAGGGAUGGAGGGCAUGCAGGGAGGGCCCUCGGGCGAAUGGGAAAGCGAGGGAAGGAGGCACGACAGGGCAGAGAACGCCCUGACUUCCUCUCAGUUCAAUGACCAGGACCUGAAGACCAUCGCGGCAUCUCUCCAGGCCCUGCCAGACAUGGAGUACAGUGCUCCUCCUCCUCUACCUGAAGUGAAGGGACACCAGGAGCGCCAUCGGAGGGCCUCCACUUCAGAGCUUCUCCAUCACAGUGCAGGUUUCGCACCCGACUAUGAAGACUUUGAGUACAGAGGGGAGACCUAUGGCAUGGGUGGCCCCUACCAGGAAGAGCCCCUUCAGAACCUGGCCGUCUUUGAGACCCGCUCUCCGGCUUCUUCCGAGUCCAGCAUCGACAUCUGUUUCUUGAGGCCCGUGAACUUCACCACGGAGCCGGAAAGGACAGAGCACACUUUGCAGCCGUUGCCCAAGAGCGGGGCUCCGGGCAACGCCAGCAGCAGUACUUACAAGAGGGAGCUUUUCCGGAGCAAAGGCAAACAGCUGAGCCGGUCCUUGAAGGAGUUUCCCCGCAGUGGAACGGACAACAUCAGCGCGAGGCUCUACAGCACACGGAGCAGCAGUGGGAGCCGGCUGCCAAGCAAACAGGAGAGGGGCUUCCAGCCCCACGGAGUCCCUGCUGCCGCUGCCCCCAGGAGCGCCCAGCGGAACUACUUCCCUCCACAGCGAGGAGUGGGUGAAAAGCAGAGCUUUGUGGAAGAUCUGCGUUUAGAAGACAACGCUAGGUUCUCUCAUAGGGAAGACAACGAGCAAACAUCUUUCAGCAGCCACAUCCCACGGCAAGAACAGCGAGGGCGCUUCCGCAGUUCCUUCCGAAAACUCUUCAAAAAGAAAUGAUCCCGGGCAAGAGGCUUCCACACUUCCCCCGGAUUUGAUGCUUUGAGUGCCAUGUAACAUGACGGUUUUGCUUCAAGCGACUUUAAGUUCAAGGGGAGAAAUAGCAGAAUAUUCAAAUGGGUGGUCUUUUUUUUUUGUUAAAUUGAAAAGUCCCAGCUUUUGAGGCCCAAAAUGAAAAAUCCCAUCGGUGCAUUUUGCCACUCACACAUUGCCAUUUCCCAUCCAUCAGGGCUUCACAGUAAAAGAAGUACAGCAUGAUGUCCUUCAACGCAUUUAUUGUCAUUGCCUCUGAAUUAGGAGAAACCUCAGAGUAGAUUUCUACACAACUAGCAUUUUGGUUUGGUGCAUAGCAUUUUGGAUGGAUCUAAAUCAGGCAUGAGCAAACAUGGGCCCUACAGGUGUUUUGGACUUCAACUC